AUGGCUAUUGAUAUCCUCUCGAUCGCGCCUGAAUCGGCUGAUCCGGAAUGUGCAUUCUCUGGUGGUCGACGUACUCUCUCCUGGGAUAGAGAACGAAUGACUUGCGAGAAUCUUGAGAAGGUUGAAUGUAUAGGUAACUGGCUGCGUGAAGGGCAUAUCCAGAAGGCUGUCCAUAGUGGUAUGGGUGUAAUUACUGAUACGGGUUUUGAUAGUGGCGGCGAUGAAGACCCUUAUGUUAAUUCUGAUCGAUUUGCGGAUACCUGA
This is a messenger RNA of Fusarium odoratissimum NRRL 54006, 264 nucleotides long. RefSeq lists its product as uncharacterized. Lineage: Eukaryota; Fungi; Ascomycota; Sordariomycetes; Hypocreales; Nectriaceae. The record is from RefSeq and is a predicted model, not a curated record. The coding region runs from base 1 to 264 and encodes 87 amino acids. Gene Ontology annotation, molecular function: protein dimerization activity. The transcript has a single exon.